This is a messenger RNA of Kwoniella botswanensis, 1233 nucleotides long. RefSeq lists its product as uncharacterized. Gene Ontology annotation, biological process: carbohydrate metabolic process. Bases 1 to 1233 code for a protein of 410 amino acids. The record is from RefSeq and is a predicted model, not a curated record. NCBI's taxonomy places the organism in Eukaryota, Fungi, Basidiomycota, Tremellomycetes, Tremellales, Cryptococcaceae. The transcript has 10 exons.
AUGUCUUCCAAUAUUAAGCCCGAGUACUCUACUCCUAUGUUCGAUUACCGAUCAUACGAGGUGAAGGCAGAGAAUGUAGAUGAACUGGUUGCCAGAAUCACCAAAGCUUUGGUAGAACUCGAGGACAAAGAAGGUAUUCACAAGUAUACUAUUGAGGAUGGAAGGGUCAUAGAUAGUACUAGCUGGAACUUCUGGGAAUGGCAACAGGCAAUCGGACUGUAUGGCCUAUUCAACUACUACAACCUGAAGAUUUCACAAGACCCUUCGUCGCCCGAAGGUGCUAAGAUCUUGAAGAUCCUCAAAGAUUGGUAUACUGCUAGAGCGGAAGAAGGCGGAACCACCAAGAACAUCAACAGUAUGGCUGUUCUGCUGACUCUCGCAUCGCUGAUGGAAGUGGAAUAUGAGCGCGGGGGAAUCUUUACCCCUAAAGAAAAGAAACUAUAUGAAGGAUGGAUAGACGAAUGGGCCGAAUGGGCUUAUCACGAUUGCCCCAGGACUGAACAGGGUAUAUUCCAGCACAUCACUUUCCGACUGGAAAAUAAGAACCAAGUUUGGGACGAUACGCUUAUGAUGACAGUUCUGCCAUUAGCGAAGAUAGGGAAGCUUUUGAACCGACCACAGUAUAUAGAAGAGGCCAAAUAUCAAUUUAUUCAACACGCACAGUACUUGAUGGAUGCGACUACAGGCUUAUGGAACCAUGGGUUCGAAUUCGACGGUCAAGGAGGAGGUCACGAAUGGGGCCAUAUAGCUUGGGCGCGAGGUAAUUGCUGGAUCACCAUCGCAAUUCCUAUAUUCCUCGACAUAAUAGAACUUUCGCCAUCCGACUCAGUCUACAGAGUUCUGAAAUCAGUCCUGCAACGACAAUUGGAUGCUCUCGUCAAGCUACAAGAUGAUGAGACCGGACUGUGGAGAACGUUGCCGCUUGACGAGACGAGCUACGUCGAGACCAGUGCCAGUGCCGGUUUUGUGGCUGGUAUCUUUAUAGGUGUUCGGACUGGAUUGUUGGAAGAGGCCAAAUACUUACCCACCGCCGUGUCCGGACUCAAGGCUUGCAUCGCUCAAGUCAAACCAAAUGGUGAAGUCCAGAACGUAUCAAAAGGCACGCCAAUCAGCGACGAUCCUGACUUUUAUAAGGACAUGAUCAAGAUGACUGUCGGUUUCGGUCAAGCUCUCCCGAUUAUGGCUUUGGGCGAAUGGUUAAGAUAUGAGAAGGCAAAAAGCAAGAAAGCAUAA